AGAGAACAAAUCCUUUUUUCAAUACUUACACUCCUUAUUAUAUUAGUUAAUAAUCCUAGUGAUUGUAUUGAUAUGCUUAUUCUGAUAGGAAAUAAGAUAUUCAAAUAAAUUAAAUGAUUUUUCGUCGAAUGACUAUUCAUCUAUUGUAUUUUCAUGCAAAUAUGGAGCAAGAAAACUCUAUGAAAAGAUGGUGGUUCAAUUCGAUGUUAUUUAAGAAGGAGUUCGAACACAGAUGUAGGCUAAGUAAAUCAAUGGGCAGUCUUGGUCCUAUUGAAAAUGCUAGUGAAAGUAAAGAUCCGAAUAGAAAUGAUACGGAUAAAAACAUUCAGGGUUGGGGUGGUCAUGACAAUUACAGUAAUGUUGAUCUUUUUUUUGGCGUCAAGGACAUUCGGAAUUUUUUCUCUGAUGAUACUUUUUUAGUGAAAGAUAGUAAUGGGGACAGUUAUUCUAUAUAUUUUGAUAUUGAAAAUCAUAUUUUUGAGAUUGCCAAUGAUCAUCCUUUUUGUAGUGAACUAGAAAGUUCUUUUUAUCGGAAUUCUAGUGAUCUGAAUAAUGGAUCUAAGAGUAAGAAUCCCGACCACGAUCGUUACAUGGAUGAUACUCAGUAUACUUGGAAUAAUCACAUUAAUAGUUGCAUUGACAGUUAUCUUCAGUACCAAAUCUGUAUUGAUAAUUACAUUGUAAGUGGUAAUGACAAUUCCAGUAACAAUAAUUCCAGUAACGAGAAUUCCAGUAACGAGAAUUCCAGUAACGAGAAUUCCAGUAACGAUUACAUUUCUAGUUCCAUUUCUAGUCAAAGUGAAAAUAGUAGUCAAAACGAGGAUAUCACAACGAGUGAUCAAACUAUACCAGAAAGUUCUACUCAUAUGGGUGUAACUCAACAAUACCGGCAUUUGUGGGUUCAAUGCGAAAAUUGUUAUGGAUUAAAUUAUAAGAAAUUUUUUAAAUCAAAGAUGCAUCUUUGUGAACAAUGUGGAUAUCAUUUGAAAAUGAGUAGUUCAGAUAGAAUCGAACUUUUGAUCGAUCCGGGCACUUGGGAGCCUAUGGAUGAAGACAUGGUCUCUCUGGAUCCCAUUGAAUUUCAUUCGGAGGAGGAGCCUUAUAAAAAUCGUAUCGAUUCUUAUCAAAGAAAUACAAGAUUAACCGAGGCUGUUCAAACAGGCAGAGGGCAACUAAACGGUAUUACCGUAGCAAUUGGGGUUACGGAUUUUCAGUUUAUGGGAGGUAGUAUGGGAUCCGUAGUCGGGGAGAAAAUUACCCGUUUGAUUGAAUACGCUACUAAAGAAUUUCUACCUCUUAUUAUAGUGUGUGCUUCCGGAGGGGCACGCAUGCAAGAAGGAAGUGUGAGCUUGAUGCAAAUGGCUAAAAUAUCUUCUGCUUUAUAUGAUUAUCAAUCAAAUAAAAAGUUAUUCUAUGUACCAAUUCUUACAUCUCCUACUACCGGUGGGGUGACAGCUAGUUUUGGUAUGUUGGGGGAUAUCAUUAUUGCCGAACCCAAUGCCUACAUUGCCUUUGCGGGUAAAAGAGUAAUUGAACAAACAUUGAAUAAAACAGUACCCGAGGGUUCACAAGCGGCCGAGUAUUUAUUCCAGAAAGGCUUAUUCGAUCUAAUCGUACCACGUAAUCCUUUAAAAAGCGUUCUGAGUGAGUUAUUUCAACUACACACUUUCUUUCCUUUGAAUCAAAAUUAGAACAUUAAGUUCAAUUAUUUUGAGCAAACAAGUAAUUAGUUUAUCGGAAUCCAAGUUAAAAUUAGACGAAUGGGGUUUUCUUUGUUGGCAUAAGAUCUAAUUAUAUAAAGAAUAAAAAGUCACAGAAAAUCCGCCCCUUUUUCUAUAUUCCUGAUUAUUGAUCAAGAAGCCUCUAUUAACAAGAUAAAAGAUGAAAUUCUUAUUUUCGUGAAAUUAGGCAAAUCAAAAAAAUAUACUCUUCUCGUCAUAUAUAAUGAAAAUCUAUAAAAUAUAGAAUUUUUUCUUUUUUUUAUAUCUUACGAUAAUCCUAUUUUGACUAAGAAUCCCUGAUGGAUGGGAUUCUAACAAACCCUUCAAUAUAUUCAAUAUAAAUAGAA
Molecule: messenger RNA, 2068 nt
Organism: Lactuca sativa (garden lettuce)
Lineage: Eukaryota; Viridiplantae; Streptophyta; Magnoliopsida; Asterales; Asteraceae
Source: RefSeq, a predicted model, not a curated record